Oppia nitens is the source of this 874-nucleotide messenger RNA. RefSeq names its product oligoribonuclease, mitochondrial-like. The coding region runs from base 114 to 767 and encodes 217 amino acids. The record is from RefSeq and is a predicted model, not a curated record. Gene Ontology annotation, molecular function: nucleic acid binding; 3'-5'-RNA exonuclease activity. NCBI's taxonomy places the organism in Eukaryota, Metazoa, Arthropoda, Arachnida, Sarcoptiformes, Oppiidae. Gene Ontology annotation, cellular component: mitochondrion. The transcript is spliced from 3 exons.
CUUAUUGGUGAACAGUUAUGCAGAAAACUAAUGGUGUCACUGAAGAAGGACACCAAAGCAUUGCAUAAGUGAUUACAAGUGUUGUGAAAACAGUUGUAAUUUUUGUGAUAUCAAUGUCUCAGUUAGUCCAGAGGCUGAUCCAUAGUGUUUCGGCCAUUAAUAAUGUUAAACCACUUUUACUGACAGCACGGACCUUGUCUUCAGCGGUGACGUCGACUCUGAAGAAUGAAUUCUUAGGCAAGAAGUUGGUUUGGGUCGACUGCGAGAUGUCUGGACUCGACGUUAAUGUCGACCGACUUCUGGAGGUAGCAGUUGUCGUGACGAAUGGUAAUCUCGAAACGAUCAAACAAUUUGGUCCGUUUGUCAUCAAAACUGAUAAACAUAUAUUGGAUUCAAUGAACGAUUGGUGUGUGAAGACUCACAAUCAAACGGGUCUCGUAAAGCAAUGUCUAGAAUCACAGUUGACUGUCGAGGAAGUGGACAAAAAGCUGUACGAAGCCAUGUAUGAACUGAAUAUCAAAAACGGUCUUUUGGCCGGUAAUUCAGUCAGUUAUGAUAGACUUUUUCUCAACAAAUAUUUACCAAAAUUUGCGUCAUGUCUUCACUAUCGGACAAUAGACGUGUCGACAAUUAAAGAGUUGAUCCGAAUUUGGUUUAAAAAGGAUGAAAGCUUUAAGAAAGCGUUGACUCACAGAGCCAUCGAUGACAUCAAUGAAAGUAUAGCUGAACUCAAGUUUUAUCGACAAAAUUAUUUCAUUAAUAAAUAAUUAUAGAGUUGUGAUGUUGUGAUCAUAUAUACCAUCACUGUUUGUGUUGUAUUUUUAAUCAUUUUUAUAUAGAUUUGUAGUUUUGGUUUUGUAUUGAUUUCUAAUUA